UUCUCGCCUCACGCGACUAUCUUUAAACUCUAUCACUACACAUAAAAGAGAUCCCUCAAUACUGACAUGAAUGAAUCACUAAGCCGAAAUAACCUAUAAUUUUUGUUGCGCAAUUUUCUACCGUGUCCUUGAAUAUUUCUGCAAACAGCAAUAUGGAUGGUCGAUGUUUUAUUAUUCUGUGCUGUAGUUUUGCAGUUGUUUUAACCUUUCCCUCAAAUUUUAUGAUCGGGGAAGCGGAAACAUAUAGUCAUUGUAGGAUAACUUCCUUAGGUAUACUACGAGCUACCGUAAAAUUUUUGGAGCGCGUCGGUGCACGAAGUAAAAAUUUUGAUAACGUGGAGCAGGAAGUGAGGGAUUAUUUUGGAACAGAUAAUGAAUCUUACAAAAAGUACUGGACGAUUAUCAAAGCAAUUUGUAAAGUUGAAGGUAUAAUUCAAAGAGACUUUGUCAACGUUUCAUUCUACCACGUAAGCGGCGAGCAGAUUCAGUUAGCCCAUAUUUACAUCAGAAAUUUACGACACGAAAUCAUGCACUUUUCUAAAGCAGCUGUUCCUGACAUCUCAGAAAUAAGAGAAGUAGUCGCAAGAGCUUUGUACACUAUCCAGGAAUUUUACAGCAAUACAAACUGGAUAGAACUUCAUGGAAAUGCUGUUUAUGAAGAUUUUGGGCAAGACAAUGUAACAUUAGUAGAAGCGGCGGGCCUGAAAGAGGAUACAUGUACCAACUGUAAUUAUACAGAAGGGCUUUCAAUGUGUGACAACAACUUAGUUGCUGACAAAUUAACAAGUGGCUACAAGUCAGGACAAGAAGUAACAAAACCUUUCCGACAGGGAUUAAGUGGAAAAUGUAGUCACGGAACACAAGACGACGAAAGCCGAUUUAUGACCGCCACUGGCGGUAUAUACAAGGGGAGAUCUGUUCAAAGGGAGGCUCCACAUAGCAACUUCCACAGCGCAGCCGCAGAGGCAGCUAUUUCCGCUACAAAGUACUUUCUAGUUGCUCCAGAUAAGGGGCUUUUAAGCCUCAUGGGUGAGAAGGUCUUCCGGGAUGUUUUUGGAAUACGAAGCAGAGAGGAAGUGGUAAAGACGUCUUUAACUUUCGUUAUUGAUGUCACGGGCUCCAUGGGUGAUAACAUUAAAGAGGUCAUAAAGGGAACGCAGAAAAUCGUCAGUGAAGCUAGAGACUCUCAAUUUGUGCCAGGAAACUACAUUCUCGUCACAUUUUCUGAUCCUGAAUCGUUGACGACUGGUAGAAAAACAACAGAUCCACAAACCAUGAUAACAUGGCUUCAGAAUCUAAAGGUCAGUGGAGGUGAUGAUUGUCCCGAAUAUGCUUUGACUGGAUUGUUAAAAGGGAUAGAAAUGUCGAAUAAAAAUUCGAAGAUUUAUAUCUAUACUGACGCAGACGCAAAGGACGAAGACCUACAACCUCAGGUGAAUGCAAAAGCGAAAGCAAAAUCUGUAAUACCUACAUUUAUCCUGACUGGACAAUGUUCUUCAAGAAAGAAAAGGGAAAUUCAAGAUAAGUCAUCAGAAAGGUUUCCUAUUGAACAGAUACGAUCUUACCGUAAGAAGAGGUCGAGCUUAAAGGUGUUUCAGGCAAUAGCUGAACAAGCUGGAGGUAAAGUCAUUCAAACAAAAGUGGAGCUACUUGGAGCUAUUGUGGAGAAGGAAAUUAAGGAGACGUUCCCAUCAUCCAAUGUCAUUGUCACAUGGUUUUUGAUUCCUGACAGAUCCGUGUCCAAUGAAAAUUAUAGCAUUCCUAUUGACAACGGCAUCCACACAUUAAAGAUAUUUAUAAAGACUGUUUCUACAGAAUCCGAGGUUUCUCUGUAUUAUCCCAACGGUUCAGAAGUUAUGUUUUCAUCUCAAAAGAUGCAGCAAAACAUUUUAGACAAUAUUUUGACAAUUUCUAUUCGGGAUCCAAUGUAUGGUACAUGGAUACUGAAAAGGAAUUCGAUAAAUGCCUAUGUUGUGAACGUGACUGCUCAGAGCCCAUUGGACUUUUCAACAAGUAUUUUAGAACCUAGCACGGGUGGAAACUCUUUCCAGUUGUCUGGAAAUCCAAUAAAAGGACGCGAUUAUCUGCUUGUUGUUGAUAUUCAAAAUCUUGACUCAAAUUCCUCAUGCAGCAUGGCUUGUCUUCUUGAUAAUAAAGGAAACAUCGUAACAGAGAUUCCAUUGACUAGAAUUGCUAUGACGGGUAUUGCUAGUUUUAUAGGAGACUUUAGACCUUUGACUGAGUCAAGCUACGUACAAAUUAGAGGAACUGAUGAAUUCGGGAACGAAUUUUUGAGAAGUCAAAAAUUUCCAAUUAUACCCGUCUCCAUUCAACUGCGUAUUUUGCCUGUUCUUGGAGAUUUAAGACUGAACGAGGGUAGAAAUAUUUCUUUUACCUUAAUUAACACGGGAAACACGACUGUAAAUUUCAAAAUAACAGUGUUGAAUAAAAAGUCAACUACAAACAUCAGUGUACAAUCAAAAAGUUUAGAUGCUGGUGAAAUUUACAGUGGAGCUGUUUCGAUUACUCCAAGGUCACUAAAUACAAUAUUAUUACAAUUUUCUGUUACUCUGAAAAACUACACGGGCGUCAUUCAAAAAGAGACAAGAAGAUACUUUGUGUCAGAUACACGAAGAGCUCAGUGUACUGUAUCAAAUGCACCGGAAAUAUGUCCCACAGAAUCACUGAACACGGGAAACUGUUCUAUUUAUAACUGGACAGGUUCAGUCAAAGUGUCGUCUGCCACAAUACGACUGUCCGAAAUCAGGAUGUCCAACGAUGAAGUGAUUAUGGAACACUCGAAUCUCUCUGAAGCAAACUUCUCUCUGCCAAUAUCAAUCAGAGGGCAUUGCUGUGUCCAGUCUGUAGUUUUAACCAUUACAGACAAGAACGGCUAUUUUGACCAAUGUCACUUUGUCUUGUCUACACAGCCUUUGUUUCUUGUCCCAAAUAUAACCAGAAAAGAAGAAGAGACAACAAAAAGCGAAAAAGUAGAAAAUGAAAAGGUUCAGACAACAGAUGACUGGAAGAUAGUGGGUAUAGUGAUUGGAUCUACUGUAGCAGGAAUCAUCCUCAUUGUAAUCCUUGUCGCCAUAAUCUACAAAUCAAAGACCGGAACUUUACAUUAACAGUCUUAUCAGUUGGUGCGGAAAACAUAAAUGAAA
This is a messenger RNA of Saccostrea cuccullata (small rock oyster), 3164 nucleotides long. RefSeq names its product von Willebrand factor A domain-containing protein 7-like. Bases 153 to 3128 code for a protein of 991 amino acids. NCBI's taxonomy places the organism in Eukaryota, Metazoa, Mollusca, Bivalvia, Ostreida, Ostreidae. The record is from RefSeq and is a predicted model, not a curated record. The transcript is spliced from 20 exons.